AUGAUUGCAGAUGUAGAAUCCGGUGAGGCCGCACCCGAGUCCAAGGGUGAGACUUCGGCAGCAGCUCGACCAGGCCCCAAGCCAGUGCAGGGAACCUCCUCAAUCAUCGGUCUGUCAGAUGUAACAGACAACAAGCUGAUAUGGAGGCAGUUGGUCGCGGAGCUGGUCGGUACCUUCACCCUGGUGUCCAUCGGUGUAGCGGCAUGUAUCACCAUCACAGACUCGACUGCACCACAGGUCACCAGUAUCGCACUUGCCUUCGGUCUUCUUGUCGGUUCUAUAGUGCAGGCUAUCGGCCAUGUGUCGGGAGGUCACAUUAACCCCGCGGUGACGCUAGGUCUGUUCGCGUCUGGUGAGAUCAAGGUCCUGAAGGCAAUCUGCUACAUCAUCGUCCAAACCCUCGGUGCUAUUGCCGGAGCUGCGUUCAUCAGGUUGGCGAUACCCGAGGCACAGGUCGGUGGGUUCGGUAUGACGACACUUGGACCCAACGUUACUGAAGGACAGGGUGUCCUCAUCGAAGCGUUGAUCACAUUCCUGCUAGUAAUGGUUGUGCACGGUGUGUGUGACGCGCGCCGCAACGACAUCAAGGGAUCCGCGCCCCUCGCCAUCGGUCUCAGCAUCACCGCCUGCCAUGCAGCUUGCAUUCCAUUCACCGGCUCCAGCAUGAACCCCGCUCGUUCCUUCGGCCCUGCCCUCAUCAUGGGAGCCUGGACCUCACACUGGGUAUACUGGGUGGGCCCCAUCGUUGGCGGUAUUGUCGCUGGUGUCGUGUACAAAUUCAUCUUCCGCAUCGGCAAGGCAGGCGACAGCGGCUCCUACGACUUCUAGAUGACUGCGUUACACACCGUCUGCGAACCACGCCGGCGAUACAUCGUGCCUUAAUCUAACUCCACCUUGCGCGUACACUACACAACAAUUCUUAACUAAUUUGCCAAAUAAGAGUCUAAAUUGUCAUCAAUUUAUUAUAAAAAUUGAAAAUUAUAGUACAAUAUGUUGUCAGAAAUGUAUGUAAAGCUAUGUAGGUACCUAUAAAUAACCUUAAAAAUGGAAUUGGGUAUUGGAAUUUAAUAUUGGUGAUAAUAUUCCGGUGGUAGUACGCGCAAGGCUAGUAUUAGCUUAUUGAUAUAACCCGUUCAAAUGUUGGACCAAAUUGUUUAAGGACUUUGUCAAUGGGCUUAUACUUGUUUACUAUAUUAUUAGUCUGUCACUAUGCUCGACGAGAAAUCCAAAGGUUUUAAUUACAAAAUAUUAGUUUAUUGUUUUACGAAAAAUAUGAAAAAAAAACUACUACGAUUCGAAACCGUUAUGUCGGAGUAAGAUAUAUAAUUUAAGUUAUAGAUAUACAAAUAAAGUUUAUAUGAAUUAAGAUUAUUUAUAUUAUGUGAAUAAAGUAGGUAUGUUUAAGUGGACGUUAUAGCGCGUCCAUACUCGUGUGCCUGUGCUAGUUAUGUGAUUAAUUAUAAAUAUAAAUAUUGUGAGUUUAAUGUAACACUAGUGGGUAUUCACAUCGAAAUUUCUCACACGAAAUAAUUUUUUUUUUAAUAAAUGUCAUCAUUAUAU
Spodoptera littoralis (African cotton leafworm) is the source of this 1560-nucleotide messenger RNA. The record is from the annotation of a GenBank genome assembly. NCBI's taxonomy places the organism in Eukaryota, Metazoa, Arthropoda, Insecta, Lepidoptera, Noctuidae.